AGAUAUCAUUUUUACUAUAAAAAGAUACUAAUUGUUUAUGCUUGGUUUAAAAGCUUUAACCAGACAGGACAAGCAUAUUUUCUUUACUGCUGUUAAGUGGAAAAACAAGCAGAAAAAUGAAGUACAUCUUUGUCCUUGCUCUUCUGACUUGCUUGGUGUGCACUAGUAUUGCUCAAAUGCCGUGCCCAACAGAGUGUGCAGAAGAUGAAUGCUGCACUGGAGGAGGUUACCACAGAUACUGCCGCAAGCUUGGAGGAGAAAUGGACCAAUGUCAGCCCAAGAACAAGUAUAACGAUUACAGAACAGCUUGUCCAUGUCAAGAAGAAUAUUUCUGUAGUGUCAUAGGAAGAUGCCAGAAGUACGAGUAGAAAGCAGUAAGGUUUGAAACGCAAAGCUUUCAAGAUGUUUAUAUACUUCUGUAAACAACAAAAACUUCAAAAUGAAAAAUGAUUGAAAUAAAUAUGUAAAAUUCUUUA
Molecule: messenger RNA, 476 nt
Organism: Stegodyphus dumicola
Lineage: Eukaryota; Metazoa; Arthropoda; Arachnida; Araneae; Eresidae
Product: U19-ctenitoxin-Pn1a-like
Source: RefSeq, a predicted model, not a curated record